Messenger RNA from Ectocarpus sp. CCAP 1310/34, 306 nucleotides. Lineage: Eukaryota; Phaeophyceae; Ectocarpales; Ectocarpaceae. The record is from the annotation of a GenBank genome assembly.
AUGAUGCCUACCCCGCCGAAAUUGCCUCGAGGCCCAUUGAACGAACUGCACCAGGCCGCAAUGCGUGGUUUCACCGAGCGUAUCAAUUCCGUGCUAACCAGGGGGGUCAUAAACAUCAACCAAGGCGAUCCGACGGGCCGAACUCCCCUCAUGUGCGCCGCCCAAAAGGGCUGUAUGCGCGUUGUCGGCAUCCUGCUGAACAAGGGAGCCAACGACCUCGCCGAAGAUCAUGUUACCGAUCAUGAAGAGACAAGAUGUGGCCCAUCGUGUUUUCCUGGCGGCCUUCUGCCCGGUGGGUGGUUCUGA